AUGACAUUUACCACAACACCUAGUCCAGAAUCUUAUAAUCAGGAAUACAUUGUUACCCUCUUUGUCAUGACAACAGAGAAGAUUUUUGCUGGUUGUCAAGUUGUCCUUGACCUCAGCACCAGCGUCGGUUUCAAGAAGAAACAGGAAGUCAGGAAAACGAUCACAAACAAUGGCGGCAUUAUCUCGUAUAUUGUCACAAAGAAGAGUACCCAUGUUGUGCUCAAUGAUCCAGAGAAAGCUGAUGUCAGCUACAAAUGUAAAAUGGCCGAGAAGUUCGGAAUCCCCGUGGUGUCCCUAGAUUUUAUUUUUGACUGUGUUGACCAGGGGAAGCACCUCAACACAGACGAUUAUCUUCUGGUGGGUAAAACGAAGGGACUAGAAUUCAGCAGAGGCAAAAUUAUGGGUGGAAAAUUCCGACCAAAAUCUGAGGGAAAGAAGAAGAAAAUGGCUUCUAGUUUUAAUCCAAAGUCGGUGAAGGUUUGGCAGGGAAAAGAUAAGAAUAUACCACAGUUUGAUGAUGAGAGUGAGGUGGCUAAAUAUGCAUUGUUGCAGAAGUAUGACAAGAAGACACAAUUAACACAGUUCUGUGUGUUAGAGAUUCUUGCAUCAAAAAGAGUUAUUGCCCUUGACAACAAAGAACAAUCCCCUGGGUUCUGUAUUUGCUCUCACCUGGGCAGUGUGCAGGAAGUACAGGACUUGUCUGAAGGUAGCACUAGAGAGUUCCGUUUUGUACAGACAUCAGAGGAAGCCCUGGGUAUGUUUAGCGCCCUCUAUAAACAGAUGACGGAGUCCCCAAAUGGCAUGACCGUCUGUCGGAAACCCCCAUGUCAACAUAUAGGAACAAAGAAGUUCCAAAAGAUGAUGGUGGAGUAUGGUAUGGAGGAUACAGAGUUAUCUACCCCUGUGAGGGAGCUGAUGCAUCACAUCUGGCAGGAAGCUGGGGGCGAGAUAGAGGAAAUCUUAAGUAGCCCACUACAGUCACUGAAACUGGACCAGGUGGAGAAGGCGAUGGCCAUUUUGUCAGAGAUGAAGGCACAUCAAUCACAUGAGAGUAAGCUACAGAGUCUGUUUACAGAAUUCUACUCCACCCUCCCACACAAUCCCCAGCACAAGACGAUGACCUUCACCAUGUCGUGGCUUGCCAGGAAACUGGACCUUUGUCAGAUUAUUAAGGAUGUGGUGUCAGCUAGUGAAGCAACAGACUGGUCUACGCGGGGGAACGCAGAGGCCCAGUACAAAGCCCUCCGAUGUCAGAUAUCACACGUCCCCGGGGGUCUCCCGACCUCAGUUAAAAAAGUCCUCAUUCUUAAGGAUGAAGAUAAGAUGAACGUAGAGAAUGUUUACUCCAUUAAUCGAGCUGGAGAAGGUGAAGUGUUCCGGUCAGACCUGGAUCAUAGAUUUCUCUUUCAUGCAUCCAACGUGGAGAAUUUUGUUGGAAUCCUUUCUAGGGGUCUCCUGAUGCCAAAGGUCGUUGUUUAUGACUACGGAGGAAAGAGAACUGACCCAGGAAUGCUGGGAAAUGGCAUUUAUUUUGCCAGUUCUGCAAGCACAAGCAUAAAAUACUCGAAGCCAAGUAAAACGAGGAACACACGAAUGAUGCUAGUUAAUCUGGUGGCGCUGGGGAAUACGAUGGACGUCUACACAUAUCAGAGGGACCUUACAGCUCCACCUAGUGGCUACGACAGUGUUCACGGAGUGGCGGCUAGUGAGGGUGUAGAAUCUGAUUUUAAGGAUGAUGAAUAUGUAGUGUACAAUACAAACCAGCAGAUGUUGAGUUAUUUAGUGGAGUUUACCGUGGGAGGGGAACUACCAGUGGAGCUGUCAAUGGAGGAGGAAUUAGAGGGAAAGACGCCUGACUCAGACAUUGAUGUUGACAUCAGGGAUGUACAGAAAGUGGCAGACCCUCUGACAAAGGUCAAGGUCGGACUGGUAUCCAAUGACGAAACGCCCGUAUUCCUCAAAGAGGUCCACAUUCGAGCAAAAUUAAUUGAUUUAGCAGGAGAGGUUGUAGUUCUACAAGAGUAUCACAACAACAGAGACAAAGCUCUGGAAGCCAAGUAUGUCUUCCCUCUGGAUGAUAUGGCAGCUGUCUGCGGGUUUGAGGCCUUCAUCAAUGGUAAACACAUCAUAGGAGAGGUGAAGGAGAAAGAGACGGCACAUAAAGAAUACAAAAAGGCCAUAAAGGAAGGUCAUGGGGCCUACCUAAUGGACCAAGACCAGGAAACUCCGGAGAUGUUUACAGUGAGUGUAGGAAACCUUCCCCCCAAAGCUACGGUCAUCAUUAAGAUAACCUAUGUCACAGAGCUUCAGGCAGAGGGGGAACUCAUCAACUUCUAUCUCCCAGGCAGCGUGGCGCCAUGGAAACAGAAGUAUGUCGACGCUCCAGAAUUCAAAGACAAGGACUGGGACACGGUACAGGUUGCAGACACUGACUGCAGUGUACAGGUUUACGUGGACAUGCCUUUUGACAUCAGGAGUCUGGAAUGUCCAACUCACAAAAUUUUAGUAAAGAAAACUGCGACUAAAGCCACUGUAUCAAUGAAAGAGGACCAGAUAAUAAAAGAUGGCUUCCAGUUGCUGAUUGGUCUAGCGGAGAUCCACGUGCCGCGGAUGUGGGUGGAAUCGGAUGAACUGGAAGGUUCACAGGCCUGUAUGCUGACCUUUUACCCUGAGUUUGAUGCUGAGGAGGAGUCAGAGGUCGAGGUCAUUUUGAUGAUUGACAGCUCCAACUCCAUGAAAGGUUCCGCCCUCCAACAAGCCAAGAAAGCUGCACUCCUCACUCUUCACCUCAUGGAGUCCAGUUGGAGGUUUAAUGUGGUGUCUUUUGGAACAGCUUUUCUAGAGCUAUUUCCAUCCAGUCAAACAGCCAGUAAAUUCAACAUACAAGCAGCAAAAUUGUUUAUACAGAAGCUACAAGCAGAUCAGGGUAACACAGAACUUUGUCGACCUUUGAACUCUUACUAUCUUCUAAAACCAGAGAGUUACACCAGAAAUAUAUUCCUUAUCUCUGAUGGCCAUAUCAACAAUGAGGAGGCAGCUCUCUCCAGAAUUGCCCAAAAUCACCAACACACUAGGGUCUUUACAUUAGGGGUCAGCUCUGUGGCCAAUCGUCACCUUCUGAAAGCCGUAGCUAGAGUAGGAGCAGGGUCGUUUGAGUUCUACGACUCCAAAUUAAAAUCGAAAUGGGAGGAGAAGAUCAAGUCCCAGUUACAGAAAGCUGCCCAACCCGUACUGACCUCUGUGUCUGUUGAUUGGCGCCAUGACGACCAACACCCAGCUCCCAUCCAAGCUCCGCAGCAAAUAUCAGCUCUGUUCAGUGGGUCCCGACAAGUCAUCUACGGCUUUGUAGACAACUGUUACAUGGCAACUCUGAAAGCAGAGGUCGAGGGUCAAGAGAUAUCAACAGUUGUGUCAACUUCUGACCUUAAUGUCACAAAAGGCAAGAUGCUGCACAGAUUGGCUGCCAAAGGAGUAAUAAGAGAUUGGGAAGAUGGAGUUCUUUCCCCUGAUAGAACAGGGCAUGAGGUGAAGAAAAUGAAUCUGAAGCAGUAUAUUAUAGAGUUGAGUAAAAAAUACACCAUCGUUACAUCACUUACCAGCUUUGUCGCCAUCGAGAAACGAGAAAAGGAUGAGGUGGUACCUGAGAAUGCUCCAGAUAUUUGGACCCUCCUGGAACAUGAGGACCUUGAUCAACUAAAAUAUUUAUCGUGGGAAGGGGAAGAUGAGGAGUUAGAAGAAGAAGAAUUCCGGGAUGGCUCAGUAGAGGAAUCCAGAGAAGAUGGGAAAACAAAAUCAUUAAUCAGUGCUAAAGAAAGGAGCAAGACUUUGGCUAUGCCGGACAAUGAAGUACCAGAGAUGUCCUCACCUGAUUUAAAAUUUCUGACGUCCCGUAGCCCGAUGAAACCCCCUCUACAGGUCGCCGAUGAUGAGCCUACAUAUGAAGCCCCCGAUGAAAAGGAUAAUAUACCUGCAUCACCUCCUAUUAAAGGUCGGAAGCAGCCUCCUCUUAAACCGGAUGAACCUUCUCCCACUCAAUCUGACUGGUCAGAGCAUAGGAUGCAACCUGUUCCUACUGUCCAGAAAAGUUCACAGUACCUAACCAAGACCGUAUCAGACUUUGUUGUAUUAGUCCCAGCCCGUGGACGACCACCACCACCCGUCCCAGUAGAGUGUAACGACAGCGAUACCUCGAAUUCUUCUGACUAUGAGGUACCAGAGAAGAUGUCCUCACCUGCUCGAAAACUUCCAACAUCCCGUCCCCCGAGGAAAACCCCUCUUAAGGUCACUAAUGAUGAGCCUAAAUAUGAAGACCCCGAUGACACAGACAGUGCACAUACGUCACUUCUCAUCAGAAGUGGGGCGCAGCUUCCUCCUAAACCUGUUGAAUCUCCACCCACUCAAUCCGAUUGGCUGGAGAAUUUCUAUAAAGAUGUAGAUAAUGAUCCAACCCCAGUCCGUGCUCCUUUACCUAAAGAAACAAAGCAUAGGAUUCUACCUGUUCCUACUGUCCAGAGAAGUUCAUCAGACCUACCUAAGACUGAAUUAGAGUCCGUUAUAUCAGUCCCACCCCGUCCUUUUCGUACCUGCUUAAAGACUAAAGGGCGACGACUACCUCGACCAGUCCCAGCAGAGUGUCAUGACAACGAUGCCUCAAAUUCUGAUACUUGCGAUGAAUUUGAGACAAGUGGGACAGAGGAAGUGUUUGAUGAUUUGGAAGAUGAUGGGAAUCAACUUUCAGCCCCUCCGACGGCACCUUCUCCUAAACCAUUUACACGUGGACGGCAAGAACCUCUCCCUCUUCAGGAAACAUUUGAAAUUCAAGAUGAAUUGGAGCAAGAAAAUUAUGAUGAAUUUGAUGUCAUGUUUUCACAGCAGGAUACUUACGAUGAACUUGAGGCAAGUGAGACACAGGAAGUGUAUGAUGAUUUGGAAGAUGAUGGGAAUCAACCCUCAGCCCCUUACCCAGCACCUUCUCCUAAACCAUCUAUUGUACCACUGAACAACCAACCCCAAAAGUCUGGAGUACCGUUAUUAGGUUUCCCAUGUAAAACACUACCACCGCUUCCUCAAAUGUCAAGGCAAAUGAUCAGAGCAUCUCCUCGUGUAGGAGGACAACAACCUUCAUCAGAGAAAAAUCAAAUGAUUGAAGAUCCCCAAAAAAGAGCCUCAGUUUCCCCAUCACCUCCCCCGCUCCUUACUAGAAUGUCGCAAGCUUCAAUAUGCAGAAGACGACCACCUCCCCCUCCAUCUCCUAUUCAAAUAACACGAGCAACACCAUCUAAAGAUGCAUCAAUCCCUUCAGCACCCCCUUUGAAAGUUAGCAUUGAAGCACCUCCAAAACAUGCUUUUGUCGAACAUAAAUUUGAUAAACUCUCAGAGGAAGAAAGCAAUGAACCACCAGCUAUACCUCCAAGAAGACGCGAACUAAAGGCAAGAGGGAGCAUUUUACAUGCACCGCAACCUUCACUUCCACCUCCAAGGAGAGAAAGACUAACAAUUAAGGACACUGUACCCCCACCUUCACCUCCAGCUCCAAGGAGAAAAGGCUUGGAGGCCGGGUUGCUGCUAAAGGAAGAGCCUCUGCAAGAACUACUUAUUGAUGAUACUUGUACAAAAAGGGCGCCGGAAAGAAAAAUACAAAGAGAAAUGAAUAAGCCACGAUCGCCGUUGGACGUAACACCUCUUCAUAUAGGGCUGGAGGAUGCCGAGGGAAAUCUCUGUGUAAUUAUUGCAAGGGACAGCAAAAUUCCAUGUGAAAAUAAACAGAGAAAUAUUUUGCCUUCCUCUCGUGGAAAGGAUUGGAUAGAAGUUACCAUUGCCAUUAAUAUCGACGGAAUAAUAACUGUCAUAGUAUAUUUUGACCCAGGUGUUAAGGGACUUCACUUUUAUUUCUUAAAGAUUAGUAAUGCCAAAAGUAGAAUGAGUCCAGAAGAAAUGGAGCACAUGCUAAAGGAAGCUGAUGAAGAGAAAAAGAAGACUAGCACUGUCAGCCAGUCGACAUGA
Messenger RNA from Saccostrea echinata, 6003 nucleotides. Its product is annotated as protein mono-ADP-ribosyltransferase PARP4-like. Gene Ontology annotation, molecular function: NAD+ poly-ADP-ribosyltransferase activity. The record is from RefSeq and is a predicted model, not a curated record. NCBI's taxonomy places the organism in Eukaryota, Metazoa, Mollusca, Bivalvia, Ostreida, Ostreidae.